AUGCCAAUAACCUGGAGCACUCACCACAAAGGUUCGAAUCCAUUGCACUUGAAUUUUGAUGGCUUGAUGGCAAAUCAAACAAAUGAUUCUGGAUUUGAGGAGCAGCCUAUCGACACAAAUGUUCAAGAAGCGCCAAGCCAGAGCAAUGGGACUGUUUUCAAUGCUGCAAUUGCGAAACCGGGUUUCAACAAUGUCAGGACGCAUUUGGAAAAAACAAAGAGCUUAAGCUCUUUUAACUCACUUCGAUCGCCUUCACUCUCGCUUUUAUCAACUGGACCUUCUGCAUCGCACAGUAUUCAGUGGAGAAGUGAUAUUUCACAACAGAGGCGUAGGAUUUACCCUCCAGUACCAGGAGCACAAGUUAAUGGGCAACAAUAUCGAAUAACUCCAUCUCAGCACUUUAAAGUGCAUUAUCAAACAGGUCAUCAGUAUUGUGCCGGCUCCGUAGAUCCGUUGAAUUCCACGGCGAAUCCUAGUCAUUUGUAUAAAACACAAUUCCCAGGUUUGGAAAGGCCUCUGAGCAAUCUAUCGUCUACAAUCACAGGGCCUAACGGCCAUUUACCAUCUUCAUCAUCUAUGUCUACACUCCCAUUAACAUCUACAUCUUACAGACUGCAGCCACAAUAUACGGCAAGGGUAACAAACAAGCAACUGCCAUCAACUCUCAAAGAACAAAUGGCUAUGCCUAUGCAGCACGUCGAUAUUGUUCAACGGGAUCUAGAGGAAGAAGAAGGAAAUUUUGGUUACACGGACACGUAUUUUGCAUAUCGACCUUCAAAGCUGCGUUGUGGUUUAGCCCAUCCGGACAGCGUCAUAGAAACUUCAUCGCUGAGCUCCGUACAAUUGCCAGAUAUUCAUUAUGUUUCAAGAAUCCCAGAACAUGUAAUUGAUACCGGAGCAAUCUCUGCUUUGCAAUACGAAGCUCUGAUUUAUGCAUGUCAAAUGCACGAGAGGCUACUACCAAGCGGAGAACGAGCCGGUUAUCUCAUUGGAGAUGGUGCUGGCGUUGGAAAAGGACGAACAAUCGCAAGUUUGAUCUACGAGAAUUAUUUGGCUGAUCGUAAAAAAUCGAUUUGGCUGUCAGUUAGCAGCGAUUUGCGAUUCGAUGCUCUGCGAGAUCUGCGAGAUAUUGGCGCUACGAAUAUCAAAGUUCAUUCUUUAAACAAAUUCCGAUAUACGAAAAUAAGUAGCAGCGAGAAUGGACGUGUCAAAAAAGCAAUGAUUUUUGCGACUUAUUCCUCCCUUAUUGGUGAAUGUAAAACGGCGUCGAAGUCCUAUUCAUCACGAAUAAAACAACUCGUGCAAUGGUUUGGAAAGAGUUAUGAUGGAUUGAUUGUCUUCGACGAGUGUCAUCGAGCCAAAAAUUUGGUUCCCGGUGUUGGUGGAAAGACGACAAAAACUGGCCGACUGGUGUUGGAAUUGCAAAAGCUACUUCCGAAUGCUCGAAUUGUUUAUGCAUCGGCAACUGGUGCCACAGAACCUCGGAAUAUGGCUUAUAUGACUAGGCUUGGACUUUGGGGUGAAGGAAGAUCCUUUUCAAAUUUUGGCGAGUUUCUUGGAGCGGUCGAGAAACGCGGAAUUGGAGCGAUGGAAAUUGUCGCCGUCGAAAUGAAGCAACGAGGGCUUUACCUUUCACGUCAGUUAUCAUUCCAUGGAGCCGCUUUUCGAGUCGAAGAAAUUCAACUUUCAGAUGAAUACAUAAAAAUUUAUGACAAUUCUGUGCGACUUUGGACGGAGGUGCGAUACCAUUUUCAAAACAUCGUCGCCAAGAUUUCACAAAAUGAGCGAUCCACCACGAACAAAUUUUUGUGGAGCCAAUUUUGGGCUAGUCAUCAAAGAUAUUUCAAAUAUUUGUGCAUAGCUGCAAAAGUUGAUGCUUGCGUAAGACUAACCCGUCAAGCUAUUUCACACGAUAAAUGCGUUGUUAUUGGUUUGCAGUCAACUGGCGAAUCUCGCACAAGAGAAGCCAUCGAAGAGCAAGGCGGAGAGCUCAGUGAAUUUGUUUCGACGGCAAAGGCCGUUUUGCAGAAUUUGAUCGAUAAUCAUUUUCCUGGAAUUGAUGAUGAUCCGAAUGACGAAUUUGAUCAAGAUUUUUUCGAUUUCGACAAGAAAAAGAAAAAAAGAAAAGCGGGCGAUUUCGACUACACCAACUCACGUGGCUUUCAAUCAACUUUCGAUCUUGAUUCGAAGCGGUCGAAAAUAGGGUCGCCAGAAGAAUCUGCUGCGAGUGAUGAUGACGUUACAGUAUCAAGUGAAGCCUCGCAGGAAUAUGGAGGGUCCGAUGAAUCCGAAACAGAAAUGAAUGGUGAAGAUGAAGAUGAUUGGAUCAAAACUCUGUACGAGGAGGCGGCAUCAGGAGAUGAAUCGGAAACAACUCGAGAUGAUGAAAAUUCAAGACCAGCAUCUGGAAUCCCUAUGAGUGGAAUGAAUGCUCUUGACUAUGAAAUGGAGUUAUCUAUCCUUCAAAGUUAUCUGGACGAACAGAAUGCCUCGUUUUUCGAAGAUGAAGAAGUGGAAGAUGAAAUAAAUCCAUUUUUCGCUGAUCUUACUAAAUAUGACCCAUGGGCGGACCGUCAACGAGGCGUCGUUUCUGUCGUAAAAGCUGAUGAAAAGGACAAAAAGGAGAAACGCCGAAAAAGCAAGAAGAAAAAGAAGCAAUUUCAACUUGAACUUCAAGAAAAACAACAACUCGAGGAGAUGCUCAAGAAACGAGAACAAGCAUUGGAAGAUGCUUCGAAGCAUACCGCAAAAGAUUUUCUAAACUUAUCGCGAGUUUGCGAAGAACUUGAUCACGACAUCAAUCCUUCUGAAAUCAAAGCAAAACUUCUUGUUGCUGUAGAAACGUUGGGACGUAGUUUACCGCCGAAUACUUUGGAUCAUCUAAUCGAUGAACUUGGUGGACCCGAAUUUGUUGCGGAGAUGACCGGUCGUCGCGGAAGGUUGGUUCAAAACGAAGAAGGCAAAGUUAUUUACGAGCUACGCCACAAAAAUUCGGAUGUGCCUUUAGAGUUUAUUAAUAUGGAAGAAAAAGAAAAGUUUAUGACGGGGCAGAAAAAAGUAGCAAUAAUCUCUGAAGCCGCUUCUUCUGGAAUAUCAUUACAGGCAGAUAAACGAGCAGAAAAUACGCUGCGACGAGUUCAUAUCACAUUGGAACUUCCAUGGUCUGCUGAUAAGGCUAUUCAACAGUUUGGGCGCACUCAUCGUUCAAAUCAAGUUAGUGCCCCCGAGUAUGUGUUUUUGAUCUCCGAACUGGCAGGCGAAAAGAGAUUUGCUUCAAUUAUAGCGAAAAGAUUAGAAUCUUUGGGAGCUCUUACUCAUGGUGACCGCCGCGCAACAGAAACUCAAGACUUCAGUCAAUUCAAUCUGGACACGAAAUAUGGACGUCAAGCAUUGGAAUGUCUACUUCAAUCGAUUAUUGGAACAUUGAAACCGCCAUUGAUUCAUCCCCCAAGAGACUAUAAACCUGGAUCUUUCUUUACAGAUAUGGCUGUCUAUUUGGAAAGUGUUGGAAUUUUAGUAAGAACAUCGACUGGGGCUUACGCGAUUGAAAAGGAUGGCCAACAAAUGUCUAAAUUCUUGAAUCGACUGUUGGGAAUUCCUGUUCAUGCUCAAUCUGCACUAUUUCAAUAUUUCUCGAACAUUUUGGCUGAACUCAUUUCGCAAGCAAAACGAGAUGGCACAUUUGAUAUGGGCAUAAUGGAUCUUGGUAGUGGAGGAACUCAAGUUCAAGUUCAAAACACUCGGGUCUUUCUUGGUAGUCCUGAGAGGGGUUCAUUCCGUGUCGAGAUGCACAAGAUAGCGGUCGAGCGUGGGAUUACUUGGGAUGAAGCUCUUUCAAUUUCAAAGCUCCAUGUUGGCAAAGAGGAUGGUUUCUACGUUUUGCGAAAAAACACGUGCAAGCAGCAGGCAUGCAUUCUUGCGUAUGGAGUUGAGAUGCUAAACGGUGACAACAAAAAAUCCUACAUUAUCACACGUCCUUCGACGGGAAGAAGUGCUAAACUCGAAAGCAUUGCGGAUUUAUCGCGGAAAUUUGUCAAGACUCAAAUCGAUACUGCUGAAAAACUGUGGAAGGAACAAUUUGACGCAUCGGCUAAAAUGUGCCAACAUCACUACAUUUGGGGUAAAUGUCGAACUGAGGAAAGUGGGCGAUUUUGCGAAGUUGGGCGCCGAAUGCGCACGUAUUUUGUUCUUUCCGGAUCGAUUUUAUCCGUUUGGCCCAUUAUCGAGAAUGUGUUUUCGUCAAUUGAAACGGACAAGCGUAAACGGCAAAUUCAGAUGAUACGUGUCUCCACCGAGCAAGGGCAAAAGAUUGUCGGCGUCCUUGUAUUACCACUCUACGUGAGGGCUCUUACUGCGAUGAGUACAAAUGGAGUAAUGCCGGCUGAGGCUGAUAAUAUUAUCGCAAGAAAAGCACAAAUAAAAGGGAAAAUUGAUUCAAUCCACUCCAGAAAAAGAUUGAUAGUCGAAAAGCUGCGGGAAUUUCACGAAAAGGGUUUCGAAAACGAUGAGCUAAAAGAGAAACUCCUCGAGGCGUAUGAUCAGCUCGAUUCACAAGAAAAAGAAUAUAUGGAGCUGUUUGUCGACAUUACGCGAAUUCACGAACGAGCCACCGAGGAUUUUACCGAAGAAAUGUUGGAUAUGGUUGAUCGCCUUUUGGAGGUGCGACUCGAGGGAAUGGAGGCUCAGCCGAGCAAUGAUGACACUGAACAGUUGACACUUGGGCUAAACGACGAGAUUGCUCGCCUACAGAAUGAACUUCUCGACAAUCAGUCUCGCGCUCUCAAAGCCACCAUGAUAAACGAGCAACUCAUUGAGCAACUUUCGAAAGAAAAGACGAAACAAGCCUAUUUCAAUGAGUAUCGCAAGUCGUCGAGUGGUGAAACGAAAAGCAAGUCACAAGAAGCGCAUCAUGACGUGCAAGCGAUGCGAAUUCGAGUGCACGGUGAAAAGCACGAAAACGACCGUAAACAGAAGCAACUCGAACGCCUUCGACGAAAAGCCGUCGAAAAGGGGAUCAUGGCCGGGAAAGAAGAUGAGGAACAGAAAAACGCUCUUUCUGCUCAAGUUGACGAAAAGACGAGAGUGCCGAAGUUUGAGAGCAAAGAGAAAGAAGUGGAAGAAAGCGAGGAGAUCGAGAAAACCGAUGAACAACUACAAGAGGAAAAACGGCGCGAGAUUCGGGAACGACUGAAGCAACAAAGAGAAGAAAGAGAGCAAUACUCGUCGAUUCGAGAGCGUUUCAAAGCGAUGGAAGAGCGAAAGAAAAGAAUGGAAAAUAUCCGAGAGAUGCUCGCCAAAAUGCAAGCCAUUCAAGCGCCAUCAUCAACUACGGAAAAUGCGGAUGCUCCAGCUCCAGCAGAAGAGAUCGAUGACGAGGAUCCAGUGAAAUUUCUUGAGGACACCUAUGCGAAUGCGAAAGCAAAACUGAGAGAGUUGACUACGAUGCGGGAGAACCUCGAGAAUAUACGUGAUCUCACAAAUCAAGUUGAUUCUGAAGCAGAAGCACAAUCAUCGUCUCGUUCGGAUUACUGGUACUAUCCAGAGAGUGAAAUCACAACGGCGUUAGAAAAUGAGAAGCCAAGGGGAUCACUGGGUAAAACCCUUCGCAAAGUGAUAGUGACAGCACCGAGUGCAGCGUUGCUUUCGUUUGGCUCGACUUUGCAACGGGUUGCCGAGCGGGAAGUACCUGCGGAUCUUGAUGAGCGAAUCGAGGCUUUUCUCUCGUGUUCACUAGAGUCAUCAACUAUUGAUGAUAAUUCAUACGAAGAAGUCGACUCCUCGUCGACUCCAAUCGCUCGAUCUCUUGUACUCGCAAAUCCACAGACGAUAGAAGCAGCUCGAAAAGAAUUGAAUAGCACAUACGAGAAAGAGAAAAAAGAGAAGACAUUAUCAAGAGUGAUACAUCAAUUAGAAAGUGAAGAAAAGGAAAAGAAGAAGAAGAAGAAAGUUGAAGAGGUAAAAGAGGUAAAAGAUUCGGUUGAAGAAGCGAUGCGGAGUGUGCUUGAGCAAGUUCGGCCAUUGAUUGGCGGGGAUUUCGACGUGGAAACGGCGGAGAGCAUUCGUGAAAUCGUGAUCGCUUCAGUGACCAAAUUUUGCUCAAAAAUCACUGACAACUAUACGCGAGUCCAGCUGGGUGUUCUCGUCUCGCAUAGUCUCGCUCCGUACAUUGGCUGUUCAUUAGAUAAAUGUCGUGAAGAGUUUCUCAUCGAUAUCUCUGAUAUUCUUUACAAUGAACUCGCUUUCUAUCACCUGCUCCACUCGCUAAACUCUAUCACCGAUUCAGCAAAUUUUUCU
Mesorhabditis belari is the source of this 6294-nucleotide messenger RNA. The record is from the annotation of a GenBank genome assembly. Lineage: Eukaryota; Metazoa; Nematoda; Chromadorea; Rhabditida; Rhabditidae.